AUGAAGAACGGCAAAUCUCCCGGCAGCGACAACAUCCCGGUCGAGAUAGUUAAGGUCGGAAGACACAGAGUGAUUGAGCUACUUAGAAUAGCCUUUAACAAAUGCUUAGAGGAACAAACUAUACCCGAAAUUUGGAACUGUGCCAUAGUUAUUCUACUUCACAAGAAAGAGGGCACUGGAGAGAAAGCUGGUUCGGAUCACGUUCGCAAAACAAACGAGUGGCUGAGGCACCAGAGCAAAGUCACUGACGUUAUCAAACGCGUGGCUAGACUGAAGUGGGAAUGGGUUGGUCAUAUGGCGCGCAAGACCGAUACGUGGAGCAAACGGUUACUCGAGUGGCGACCAUGGGGUGAAAAACGUCCCCGAGGGAGACCCCAGAUGCGUUGGGACGACGACAUCAGACAGAUAGCAGGGACAAGAUGGUUGCAAGUGGCACAGAGCCGCGAUGAAUGGCGUAGUUUGAAGGAGGCCUACACCCAAGUGGUAGAGACGGGCUGA
Amyelois transitella is the source of this 498-nucleotide messenger RNA. RefSeq lists its product as uncharacterized. Bases 1 to 498 code for a protein of 165 amino acids. The record is from RefSeq and is a predicted model, not a curated record. Lineage: Eukaryota; Metazoa; Arthropoda; Insecta; Lepidoptera; Pyralidae. The transcript is spliced from 2 exons.